Molecule: messenger RNA, 766 nt
Organism: Zophobas morio
Lineage: Eukaryota; Metazoa; Arthropoda; Insecta; Coleoptera; Tenebrionidae
Exons: 2
Coding region: 50-712 (220 amino acids)
Source: RefSeq, a predicted model, not a curated record
UUCUCCAAUAUAAGUAACCUCUCCAUCUCUCCUCCAAAAUUCCGCCACGAUGCUCAAACAACUCACCUUCUACGCGCUCUUCGCGUGCCUCUUCCAGGGCUUCCUCUUCCUCAACCGCAACGACAUCAUCGCCGAGUACAAGCCCCUUCUAACAGAACGAGUCAACAACUACUCCGCCGAGUACGCCGAAGCGGCAGCAGAAUACACCUUGACGCUAGAGGAAAUUAAGAAUCAAACCUGGGCCACGGUCGCUUCCAUGAACACCCAGAUUGCUACCUUAAAACAGACCAUCGUGACCGCUCUAAAUGUGUCUAGCGACGACGACGCCGUCGUGGCUUGUUUGACCGCCCAGCAAACAGCCGCUAAUGCCUUGUCUUCGGUAGCUAUCAACUCAACGUGCUGGGUGGGAGUGUCGUACCCGGAUCUAGCCACAGCCAGGGACGCUCUGCAUCUGCUGGCCACGAUACCCAACGGUACCAUAGAGGCGUGCACCAGUCUCAAUCCUCUUCCUAGUCAGGAUGAGUUGUUCCUGGAUUGCAUUACCCACAAGAUCCUGGAUUUGGAUGAGUUGAAUGACGUUCUGACGGCGAACUUCACGACGGUGAAGACGGAGACGUUGGACACGAGUGUGGGAUGCUUGGCGGAUCAGAGUACUCUGGUUUCGGAGCAGAUUAAUGAGAUUGAUUUUGAGGUGACACUGUGUAUGUCAUGAUUAGUUACUGUGUGAUGAUUUUUGGUAAAUAAAAACUAUAACAAAAAAAAAAAA